This is a messenger RNA of Tarenaya hassleriana, 1639 nucleotides long. RefSeq names its product mitogen-activated protein kinase kinase kinase 2-like. The transcript has a single exon. The record is from RefSeq and is a predicted model, not a curated record. NCBI's taxonomy places the organism in Eukaryota, Viridiplantae, Streptophyta, Magnoliopsida, Brassicales, Cleomaceae. Gene Ontology annotation, biological process: protein phosphorylation. Bases 365 to 1420 code for a protein of 351 amino acids. Gene Ontology annotation, molecular function: protein kinase activity; ATP binding.
UAUUUUUUCUUAAUACAUUUUAUUCUUAUACAAUAAGCAGUGCACAUUAGUUUAUUCCGUUUUCUUGGCAGUCCAACCAAGAAAUAUCAGCACUCGUCACGUGCAUUAAUCAUCCCCACAAAUUCAAACUGGGAAUUUAUUAAACACGUUUCGAAUUCCGAGGAAAAAAAAUCACUAUAUAAAGAGGAACUCGCGCGAGGAGGCACAAACAACAGUCACCAGCUCCGUGCUCUGUUCUUCUUUUCCUUCUCGCCAAGGACAUCCACACGCACAGAGAAAAAAAUUAGAAACUUUCCUUCAUAAAUCACCCAAAUCUUAAAACCCCACAGCAAAAUUUCCUUAAUUUCCUCAAGAAAUCGCAUCCAUGAAGUGGGUUCGAGGAGAGACAGUCGGAUACGGGAGCUUCGCCACCGUGAGCUUAGCGACGCCAGCGAACAAAUAUUCCGGUGAAUUCCCGCCAUUGAUGGCCGUGAAGUCCGCCGAAAAAUACGGAGCCGCCUCGCUCGCGAACGAGAAAUCGGUGCUGGAUCAGCUCGGUCACUGCCGUGAGAUCGUACGGUGCUUCGGCGACGAUCGGACGGUGGAGAACGGUGAGGAGAUCUACAAUCUGCUAUUGGAGUACGCUUCGAGGGGAAGCUUGGCGACCCACGUCAAGAAAUCCGACGGUCUACCGGAAUCCGCCGUGCGCCGCCACACCGAAUCGGUGCUCCGGGGACUGCGUCACAUCCACGCGAGUGGCUUCGCCCACUGCGAUAUAAAGCUCGGGAAUAUUCUAAUGUUCGGUAACGGCGCCGUUAAGAUAGCUGAUUUCGGGCUUGCGAAGAGGAUAAAAGUUGUUGACGGAGAAGAGACGGCGUCAGAAGGGACGAAGAUCAGAGGGACGCCGUUGUAUAUGGCGCCGGAGUCUGUGAACGACAACGAGUACGGAUCAGAAGCGGACGUGUGGGCGCUCGGAUGCGCCGUAGUUGAGAUGUUUAGCGGCAAAACGGCAUGGAGUUUCAAGGAAAACUCGAACUUCAUGUCGUUGUUGAUGCGCAUCGGUGUUGGAGACGAAACCCCGAGGGUUCCAGAGGAGUUGUCGGAAGUGGGAAGAGAUUUCUUGUCCAAGUGCUUCGUUAAAGAUCCAAAGAAGAGAUGGACGGCUGAGAUGCUUUUGUGCCAUCCAUUCGUAGCCGUCGAUCUUGGACACGAUGAUGAUGAUGAUCAUCAACUGGAUGAAGAAUUCGCCGUGGAAACGAAGAAAGAGGAAGUUUCGGCGUCACCCAAAGGGCCAUUCGAUUUCCCCGACUGGGAUUCAGAAUCGUUGGAUUCACAGACGCGAUCUCAGCCGUUGGAUUGGCCGGAGGAGAGAAUCGGCAGCCUGGCAACUGACUUCAUCCCUGACUGGUCUGUGACGGGGAAUUGGGUCACCGUCCGGUGACUGUGAUUAGAAAAGAAAAAAACGGGAGAGAGUCGUACACGCAUUCUGGCCUGGGGCUGCCCCUUCAAUUUUUUUUUUUUUUUUUUUUUUUCCUCGAGAGGCUCAUCAAAUCCAACGGUUAUAAUUCCUUCUGUUGGAUUUACCAUUUGUUGACUUGAUGUGAAUGAUCAAAGUAUCUUCUUCUUUUUCGUAUGAGAUGCGUACUGGUGUUGUAUAUAU